Mollisia scopiformis is the source of this 1662-nucleotide messenger RNA. RefSeq names its product alpha/beta-hydrolase. The transcript is spliced from 2 exons. NCBI's taxonomy places the organism in Eukaryota, Fungi, Ascomycota, Leotiomycetes, Helotiales, Mollisiaceae. The record is from RefSeq and is a predicted model, not a curated record. The annotation marks the transcript as partial.
GCAGCAAAUUCAAGCCUUCCAGUUGUUGAUCUUGGAUACGGUCUUUGGCAGGCUACUCUCAAUGGCACCGGCAAUUAUUAUAACUUCAGCAACAUCCGCUAUGCACGACCUCCAGUAGGAGAGCUCAGAUUUUCCCCUCCCAAACAUCCGUUGGUGAACCGUUCGGUAGUUAAUGAUGGUCAAGACGGAAGAAUCUGCCCUCAGGGAUUCGUUUCCUGGUCUAAAGAACGCAGCCUCUUCGUCGACGCAUACAGGACCAAUCCCAACAACAUCAGUAGUUUCACUCACGUCCCAGCACCCGGUAUUAAUACCACGGCGAAACCUCCCAAGCAGCAAGACAGUCGUGCCUCCGAGGACUGUCUGUUCCUCGAUGUACUCAUCCCAACGAAUGUCUACGAGAGUGCUGCUUCGUGCGAGAACAACACAUCUGGCGCACCUGUUCUGGUUUGGAUUUUCGGUGGUGGAUAUUAUGAAGGCAGUACAGAAUCAGAAGGUAAUCCAGCCGGCUUUGUCUCACAAUCAGAGUCAUUACCAUCUUCUAGCCCAGGAGUUGUCUAUGUUUCGAUCAACUAUCGACUUGGAGCUUUAGGUUGGAUGGCAGGUCCGUCAUUCACGGCAGGCGGAGGGACAGAAAAUACGGGAUUCUACGACCAACGUUUUGCGCUGGAAUGGAUACAAGAUAACAUCCAUCUCUUUGGUGGCGAUCCCAAUCAAGUCACUAUCAUGGGAUCGAGCGCUGGAGCAUCGUCAGGACUCCAUCAAAUCACUGCAUUCGGCGGUACGAAGGGAAAAGCCCCAUUUCAACAAGCGUUCUUGCAGUCACCAGCUUUCAGUCCGAAUCCAUACAACGCCUUGCACGAAGAAGCAUAUCAAGAGGUGCUCACCAUAGCUAAUGCAACGUCAUUGGCUGAUCUCAGAGCCCUUUCUUCCGAGGAAAUCAUUGCUGUCAACGAAGCUGCGAUCUUUCGUGCCGACUACGGGAAGAGCGGUUUCGGGCCCGUGGUCGACGGUUUCUUCGUCCCAGAACUUCCUACACUCCUUCUGGCACGAGGCAAAUACGCAAAGAAUGUUCGAGCUGUGAUGUCUGGCCAUAACACAGACGAGGGAUUGAUCUUCACUGAUCCUUCCAUCCAAAACACUUCAGCCUUCAACACGUAUUUGUCUACAACAUUAUUACCUGAUGCCCAACCAGAGAUCAUCGACUAUGUUACUAACACGCUCUACCCUCCUGUCUUCACGAACGCAACUGGACUUGGAUACAACGACACCAUCUCUCGACUGUCUACACUCCUUGCAGACACGCUCCUCAAUUGUAACGUCCAAGCUCUGAUGAGUGCUUUCGGUGCAAAUAAAUCUUACGCAUACCUUUUCGAAGAAGGCCCUAGUCUCCAUGGAGAGCAAGGAGAUUAUACCUUCUAUGAUUAUGGAGGCGUGACAAAAGACACAUAUGGGGCCGUUGUCAAUGCUACCGUGGCAAAGACGUUCCAGGACUGGAUGGUGACAUUUGAUGCAACGGGAAAUCCGAAUGGACCUGGCUCGGUGCCAAUCCAGCCGUAUGGGAUGGGACAUCUGAUGGGAUCGUUGUCAAACAAGGGGGUUGGAACACCACUCAAAGAUCCGGCGGGAGCUGAACGAUGUGCCUUUUGGCAGAAGGCUUUGUUC